Molecule: messenger RNA, 855 nt
Organism: Neltuma alba
Lineage: Eukaryota; Viridiplantae; Streptophyta; Magnoliopsida; Fabales; Fabaceae
Exons: 1
Coding region: 1-855 (284 amino acids)
Molecular function (GO): catalytic activity
Source: RefSeq, a predicted model, not a curated record
AUGGGUUUACUUAAGCUGGAAGUGGUAGAUACAACGGGAUUUAGUGGAGGGAUAUGGUGUUUUUGGGACAAAGAGGUAGAUUUUAUAGUGACCCAGAAGUUGUCACAAGUGUUACAUGGCUCGUUCAAUAUAGGCAAAACAAGUGCUUGGGAUCUUUCUAUAGUCUAUGGUCACCCGAAUAGGAUUAAGCGGCGCUCCCUUUGGGAAGAACUUCAGCACAUAUAUGCUACUGGUGUUGGAAAAUGGUGUGUGGCUGGAGAUUUCAAUGCCACGUUGCGGGGCAAUGAACGAGUACCUAUGAACAAAGGCCUGAAUGGUGCUGACAAAUCCUUUGUUGAUUGGGUUCGAGGUUGUUAUUUGAAUGAAGUUGAUUUCCAAGGUCCACGUUUCACGUGGAGCAGGGGGAAUUCGUACAGCAGAAUAGAUCGCGUUCUUGCUAACUCUGAGUGGUUCGAGACCUUUACUGACGCCUCGAUCUUGCACCUGCCCAAAUUAAAAUCUGACCACUGCCCUCUACUGGUAAAAGUGAACAGACAACGCAGAAGUAGGAGCAAGACAAACCACUUUCGCUUCUUUGCCCCUUGGGUUACCCAUGAGGGCUUUAAUGAUGUUGUGAGAAAUGCCUGGAGAAGCUCCAAUAGCUGGGAAGCUAACAUGGGAAACUGCAAAGAAGACGUGCUGGAGUGGAAUCGCUCAGUGUUCGGAAAUAUUAAUAGAAGGAAGGCAAAGUUACUAGCGAAACUAGAUCGGCUAAAUAAGCAAGAUGCUAGAAGCACCCUUUUGGAGCGAAAACGGCAGGAAACUUGGGAGGAUUUGGAAAGAUGUCUAAUUCAGGAAGAGAUUAUGUGGCUUUAG